This is a messenger RNA of Xylaria bambusicola, 1577 nucleotides long. RefSeq names its product transcriptional activator. Bases 110 to 1303 code for a protein of 397 amino acids. The transcript has 3 exons. Lineage: Eukaryota; Fungi; Ascomycota; Sordariomycetes; Xylariales; Xylariaceae. The record is from RefSeq and is a predicted model, not a curated record.
GCAAUUCUUUGAUGACCCUACACAGCGCCAUUCCUUCAACCCUCUCCGACCCCGAUUCCUCACUCUUUACCACAUCGAGGUCUCCUAUAAGUCAUCCCAUCCUUGCAUCAUGGCAUCGUCUAUGAACUCUGGCAAGGCAGGGGUCAUCAAGGCUCCUGACGAUGCCGGCAGUAUGGACCAACUUACACACGCCAUCUUGGACGAUCUACUCUACAAUGUUGUUCACGACUUGUUAAUCAAGGUUCACCGAGACGAGAAAAUCGCCCGAGCUGCCACCGCCGCCAUUCUCGUUGAGAAGGUAGCCUCUAAUCAUUCAGACACAACCACCCCCGAUGCUCGGCCCGAUGUGAGGGUUGAGACUGAUGCUGCUAUAUACGAUGAGGGGAAAGUGCUGUUGAAAGGGAACCCGCUAGUCACUACCAAGGACAUAAUCUGCCCACGAUGUCACUUACCUCGAUUACUUUACCCGACCGAUGGCAAAGGCGCAAGGAAACCAGACCCCAGCAUCAUCUACUGCAAGAAGCGCCCGUACAUCGACAAACCAGGCUACGACAUUUAUGGGCAGACGUGGGUAGCGCAGGGUCCCGGGAGAGGCAAGAAGAAGAAGGAUAUGGAGAAGAAGAUUGAUCCAAACACCCCCGGCGACUCACCGACCCCGGCGGGCGAAGGAGGGACCACAGGGGGCGGUGCGGCUUCGCGCCCACCCAACAUGCUCUCAUUCCCCUCUGCGACCUGCAGUAAAUGCAAACGGUGCAUUCUCGUAACGCGGCUGAACAACCACAUGGGAUCAUGUAUCGGAAAUAGUGGUAGAAAUGCUAGUCGUGCUGCCGCUCAGAAAAUUAGUAAUGGGAACUCGAACGGCAAUGGCGACGGAACUCCACCAUCCAGCCAAAAGGGAACUCCAUUACCAGGCUCUAGGGCGGCUAGCCCGAAAAAGAGGGACGGGGACGACAUGGACGAAGACGAUGCGACGGAUAAUGAUGCGCACAAGAAGAAGAAAUUAAAACCAAUGGUCGCCAGCGUGAACGUGAACAAGAAGCUGAUCGUUAAGCCGAAAGCCGGAGCCGGUACCAAGAAGGACAAAAAAAACGACGACGACGAUGGACCUACUGUCGAAGUCGCUCCCAAGAAGAAGAUCACGAAAGUGCCCAGUCCAGCGAAGAAGCUGAAGCUAGACGUGAAACCACUCAUGUCAUCGCCGCUUGCUAAAAGCAAUGGAAGAGCUACAGUAGGUAGUGGGAACACGAGGGAUGAUGCCGCGUCGGAGAGUUCGGGCACCCUCUCGUCGCCUCCCGCUGCAUAACACCAAAGCGUCCCUUACAGCUACACAUUCGGUCUUAGACUGGCACGACAUCAAAUAGCGUCUCGCCGCCAUUGGUUUGUGCCUACCAGGAUUCUUCGGAAGAGUAUUCGAGACGCUGUUCUAUUCACUUUCAAUCCUCCAUCUGCGUUUUAUUGUCUGUAUAAUGCCCAAGGGUUUGCAUUGAAAGGCGUUCGAAGGCGUUUAUUUUUGCUAAAAUAAGGUCAAGGCACUUCUGCAUCAGAAAGGGAAGGAAAAUGGCGUUCUAGGUACACGG